GUGAAGACAUCCGGAAUCGGAAGAAAAGCAAAUAAACAAUAUUUAUAACGUAGUUAUAAUAAAUAAUGUUUGUGUGAAGAUAUAAAUAAAGUGUACGGAGAAUAAACGAAACGCUUAAUUUGAAUUAUGAAAAACUAAAUCCACUAAUUUAUGAAUUAUAGUUUUUGAUUGUGUGUUAAUAUAAAAAUGACAAACUAAUUGAUUGAAAAAAAAACAUUUCUAGAAUAAAACUCUUAGAAUAAUUUGUAAAAAGUUAAAAGAAAAUAUGAACAUGGCACUAUUGAAAUGUGUUGCCUUUGCAGUGUGCAUUGUGCUGGGGAUUUUGGGCCCGAUUAAUGGUCACUUAUUGAAGCGCGGUGCCUCCUUUAUGGAUGAUGAUGCUACCGUUCGCACCGAAAUUGUCGACCGUAAUAAUCGCACAAUUUUGGCCAGAUUCAACCUAACGGUAGCUCAAAUGAACAGUAUUAUGCAGAGCCAAAAUCCAAAUAAUGAAGAUCGCGCCGGUCAAGAUGCCACACAACGCUUUCAUGUUAUCAAAGAGUUUCGUAUUAAUGAUAUAAAGAAUCGUUUGCAAUCAGCUUUUCAAGCAAGCAAUUCAGAUGAGACUCAAGGGCAUCCAUUGCACGAAAUAGCAGCAUACCCCAUAUGCAACUCAGAGUCCACCGAAAGCUCCUGGAUGCAUGACAACAACGUGACAAUUCGAUUUUCUGACAGUCUUUUUGAACCAAAGCGUGACAAUUUGAAUCUGGACAGCGCAAUACUACGCUUAUAUAAGGUCAAUCCAAACAAUACAGACGACGCCAACGCAUCAAAUGACGAAGGUGAUAAAGAGGCCAAAAGCUGUGGUGAUCCUCUAACGCUAACUCCACAAAUACGUGUUACAGUUUCCAUUGUACGACAAUUGCGCAGAAACAAGCGAGAGCGUAAAAAGCAUAUUUGCAACACAACAAUGAUGAAUAUAUCCAAAACCGGCUGGGUUGAGAUUGACAUCAGGCGCGCCAUUUACAUUUGGGAAAGUGUCGAACGCCAACAGCAGCAACAAUCCCGCCAGCAACCGAUUCAAAUCGGUUGGUUGAUGAUCGAAGUACAUGACGAAGAGGAGAAUCCACUCAAGCCGGGACUGUUCUUCAAUCCACCAAAAUGUGAUCAGGCAGAAUUUGCAAUCCCGUGGAAUUACUACGGACCGCACACGUCUAUGUCUCCUUUUGCAGCGCACGAAGUGCCAAGAUAUCCAAGAUUAGAUGUUAAAUUGAUAGGAUAUGCAUCAUUCGCGCCAAAAAAUAUGAAAAAAGAAGUCCACGACAUGUUGCGUGGAAACUUACGACGACAAUUAUUUAACCACUCUAAGGCCUCUGAGGAAGAUUUCCAACCGGAUGAGCAACACUCUACAUCAGAAAAAACACUGACCGCUGAUAAUUUAUUCCAAUUGUCCACAUCUAGUGAUGCGGAACCUAAGCACAGCGCAAAGAAACGUCAAUCUGACCAGAAUAUUGUCUUUCAAAAUUUCCACAUAGCUCAUCACGAUCAUAACCAUCGAAGUCAUAAGCGUAACCUACGUGUGAACAUUGAAAGGCAAGCUAACCACUUAACCACUUCGAAACAAAGGGCUCAUCAUGAAUCUAUCCCAUCGCAAAAUGGCGGUUUACAAUAUAAAGUUCAUAAUCGGCACAACACUCUUCGGCAUACCCACAAUCCUCACAAACAACAUCAGCUACAUCUCGAAUAUCCUAUAAAUUCUCCUGCCUAUUAAACGAAAGCAAUAGUAAUCAGUGUCAUCCCAUCCCACCCAUGAAGCGCUUGAAAUACGCGCACAAAAUCCAUAAGCUCAUAAUGAGUAGUCUUCCCUGUUCAAUAGGCCGUUUAACUUAAUUACAUUUUAACACAUAUACGUUAGCUUACACGCAUAGGAUAUAUGUAAGAAUAUUUAAACAAUUUUCAAAUGAAUACACAUCGCUAGAAACACGCUAAAAUAUGAAUUUAUUUAUCCAAAACACAUAAAUUUUCACACUCAUUCAUACGAACAAACGCUCCCAGUACCAAAAGUCCUUAUGAAAUGACUAAAUUGAAAAAAGCGACGUACAUACAUAUGUAGUUUCAGAAGGCAUUACUCAAGGCGGUAUAAUGAUUGUCAUUUAAAUAUUGCCGCUGACAAAGCUUUUGUCAAUUUUUAAUUAUUUUAAGAAAGCGAAAGCUUACAAAAACCAUGCCCUUAUAAUACAAAAAAGGGUUUCAACAACUUUCUGCACGCGACCUAUUUCUACUGGGUUCCUACCGAACAAUAUACUUUUUCUUUAGAGACUGUGAUUUAUGUUAUGUACAUUUGGCUUCUAUAUAUUUAUGUACUAAAAUUAGUUUUUAUUUGUUUUAAAAACCAAUAUUUAUACAUUAAAAUUUAAAUUAUAUAACUAUGCUUACGAAUACUUUAUUAGAUAUUAUCCAUAUUAUUUAUUGUCUCAAAAUAAUGUGACAUAAACAUACAUACAUACAUAUGUCUGUGUGUACUUACGUAUGAUGCUCUUUUCAUAAUGGACGUGAAGAUUGUGUAUUUAAUCGAUACUUAAGGAAUGGGCAGUUUCAAAGAAAAAAGAAAUUAAAAAUCUAGUACUUGCUAGUUAUAACGGGGCAUCUCGACAGGAUGAAAUUUAUGUUAUACUGACUGUAUUGCCGUGCCUAUUGCCUGUGGAGACUCCCUAUUGCUUAUGGAAAGCAAUAUAUGGAAUACUAAUUAGUUUGCCAUAUAUUGAAAGCAAUAAGCUGUCACUUUAGCAGUUUGACAGCGCAGUUUUCAUUUCUAUGAAA
Messenger RNA from Bactrocera tryoni, 2799 nucleotides. RefSeq names its product protein anachronism. The transcript is spliced from 6 exons. The coding region runs from base 266 to 1750 and encodes 494 amino acids. The record is from RefSeq and is a predicted model, not a curated record. NCBI's taxonomy places the organism in Eukaryota, Metazoa, Arthropoda, Insecta, Diptera, Tephritidae.